GAGUACGACCAGCCCGUUCCAGUCCGCCGCUUUCUCCACUUCAAUAGCUCCCAUCCCCCCAUCCAGUCCUACCACUAUAGCCAACCCAGUACCCCACCGGACGUCCACACACCUUCUUACUCGACAACUCACCGCCGCUCUUCCAAAAGGACGGUACAGCGCACAUGGAGCUACUAGAAAGCAUGCUCGUUUGCAUGCACGUGGAUACACACCUUGGAGUCAUCAUUACAGGUGCCGCAGACGCCGGUGCAUGGGUGCGCCAACGCUCGCUGCCGGUACGCCGAUGCUGUGCCCAGCAAGUCGCAGCCUCUAGAGGGCGUGCCAACCAACUCUGCCCUUCCCGCCACCCCUCAGCCCUGGAGGCGGGCGCUCAAGAGCCAGCCUUCCCCUUCGAUCCGCGCUUUGAUGAAGCCACGACUCGGCCCAAGCCUCACGCUGAGCAGCCGACCAACCACAACGCCAACCCGGGCCGCGAGGAAGAGGUGGCCGAUCCGCGCAGCCUCGGAUCUGUCGACACGGCGCAGCCGGUUGCUCCGUCGAUGCAGCGGCAACCGAACUCGCGCCUCUUAGCACAAUGCCGACUUGGGCCGCGUCCCGGCCAGGUCUCGCAGCCAUCCAGACGAUAGAGGUGAACCGGAAAGGACGCGGUGGGGUUCGUAUCGAUCGAGACGGCGAGCCUUCCAUUUGAAGAAACGGGCAACCCAGAUCGCGGCGGCGGCGACGUGAACGAGGGAGAUAGCAGUGAUUGCGGUGACAGGAGGUAGCGACAUGGACGCGGGCUGUCGAGAUGCAUAGGAAACGCAGUGUCUGGCGCUGUCCAAGAGGACAAGGACGAGAAGAAGGGGGUGUCGCGGACGCGGCCC
Molecule: messenger RNA, 863 nt
Organism: Paraphaeosphaeria sporulosa
Lineage: Eukaryota; Fungi; Ascomycota; Dothideomycetes; Pleosporales; Didymosphaeriaceae
Exons: 1
Coding region: 165-626 (153 amino acids)
Source: RefSeq, a predicted model, not a curated record